Messenger RNA from Malania oleifera, 1482 nucleotides. RefSeq lists its product as uncharacterized. The record is from RefSeq and is a predicted model, not a curated record. Gene Ontology annotation, molecular function: chromatin binding. Gene Ontology annotation, cellular component: nuclear inner membrane. Bases 72 to 1280 code for a protein of 402 amino acids. The transcript is spliced from 9 exons. NCBI's taxonomy places the organism in Eukaryota, Viridiplantae, Streptophyta, Magnoliopsida, Santalales, Ximeniaceae.
CCUUGAUUCUCCGCCCUGCCUUCCCAGCACCAAGCGAAAGCAACCUCGAAUUGUCUUCUGGUCGUUCAUCAAUGUCUUCCACUCCCAGAAAACGCCUUAAACCCCACCUCAAAACCCCGAAAUCUGAUCCCAUCAAUCUCUAUAACAACAGCUGCGAUCCUGAUUCCCCCUCUUCUUCAUCUUCUUUCACUUCUCUCAGAUUCUUAAUGGAACCUUCCUCAAACUUCUUCCCUUCCAAGGACGAUUUCUUCAGGCUCCUUGCCGUUCUCGUCAUCGCAGCCUCUGUCGCCAUGUCCUGUAACUUCAUUGUCGGCUUCCUUGGUCGCCAGCCAAAGCCCUUCUGCGAUAGCAAUGGGAAUUCCAGGGAUUCUGUGUCAGAUGUCUGUGAGCCUUGUCCAAAUAAUGGAGAGUGUUAUCAAGGAAAGUUGGAAUGUGUUCGUGGCUAUAGGAAGCAUGGGAAUUUAUGUGUGGAAGAUGGAGAUAUUAGUGAAGCAGCUAAGAAACUUUCAGAAUGGGUAGAAAUGCAUGUCUGUGAAGCAUAUGCUCAAUUUUUGUGCGACGGAAUCGGGACAGUCUGGGUCCGUGAGGAUGAAAUAUGGAAUGAUUUAGAUGAAUCCAAGCUGAUGGAGAGUUUUGGCUUGGAUAGGGCUAUUUAUGGAUAUGCAAAACAAAAGGCAAUGGAGAAAAUUGGUAAAUUAUUAGAGAAGAGGACAAAUUUGCAUGGGAUCAAAGAGUUGAAGUGCCCAGAAGUUCUGGUGGAACAUUACAAACCAUUUAUCUGUUGCAUCAAACAGUGGAUCUCCAAGCAUGCUUUAGUUUUCAUGCCAUCAUGUAUUCUGCUCCUGGGAUGCGCGUUGUUACUCUGGCGAGUACAUCAGACCCGAUAUCUAUCAAGUAGAGCUGAACAGAUUUACCACCAGGUUUGUGAUGUACUCGAGGAGAAUGCUUUGAUGUCAAAAAGCAUGAAUGGUGAAUGUGAACCCUGGGUAAUUGCCUCUUGGUUACGAGAUCACCUCCUUCUUCCUAGAGAAAGGAAGGACCCUUUGUUGUGGAAAAAGGUUGAGGAGUUUGUUCAAGAGGAUUCUCGCUUAGAUCGGUACCCGAGGCUGGUGAAGGGUGAAUCAAAAGUGGUAUGGGAAUGGCAAGUUGAAGGCUCUCUGAGGUCAUCCAAGAUGAGGAAAAAACUUACUCCUGGGAAACUGAAGUCCAGUGAACCAAUGGACAUGAAUUCUAAUGGACAAUUAUCAGCACUGAAGGAUGGUGGGCUGCUGAACUGCUGAAUUUUUUCCCUCAACGAGCAUGCUUUUGUUUAUAACUCUUCUAAAUCUGCUUUCUUCUUCUUCUUCUUCUUCUUCACAAGCUUUUUUGUAUGCCCUAUAAUAUGAUAAUUCAGUGUUUGAGAGAGAUUAUGAUUGGGUGUCACGCCCACAAGCUUGACACUCAAGCUUAAUCUUUUAGGUGGAUGGGUUCUUUGCCAUGGUA